Nerophis lumbriciformis (worm pipefish) is the source of this 3441-nucleotide messenger RNA. The record is from RefSeq and is a predicted model, not a curated record. NCBI's taxonomy places the organism in Eukaryota, Metazoa, Chordata, Actinopteri, Syngnathiformes, Syngnathidae.
AUGGCCGAGCGAGUCCAGCAGCCUCCAGCCAAGCGGCUCUGCUGCCGGCCCGGCUACAACCCGGCGUGUAGGCAGCGGGCUGGAGGAGUCCUGUGUGGCGGCGGCGGCGGUUCGGGCUCCGCCGCGGGGCAGAGCGGCAAAGCGCAGAACCCGGAGUCGUUGCUCGACAUCGCGGCUCGCCGAGUGGCCGAGAAGUGGCCCUUCCAACGGGUGGAGGAGCGCUUCGAGCGGAUUCCGGAGCCCGUCCAGCGUCGGAUCGUAUACUGGUCGUUCCCGAGGAGCGAAAAGGAGAUCUGCAUGUACUCGUCGUUCAACGCCGGGACCGAGGAGAGUGGAACUAGCGGGGACAAUAACGACGAGACCCAGCUGCCGUUCCUCCGAGGUGUCACUCUGCUUGAGGGAGGCUGGGUGGACAACGUCCUGCAAGUCGGUUUCCAUCUGAGCGGCACAGUAAAAGAUCCCGCCACAUCAUCCUCCCCGGAGCUCAUCUGCAGCGUCAGUGUCAGCUUUGACCGUUGCAAGAUCACCGCUGUUACGUGCACUUGCGGCAACAAGGACAUCUUCUAUUGCGCUCACGUGGUGGCGCUGUCGCUUUAUCGGGUCCGUAAGCCCGAGCAGGUCAAACUGCACUUGCCCAUCUCGGAAACAUUGUUUCAGAUGAGUCGUGACCAGCUGCAGAAAUUCGUCCAAUAUCUCAUUUCGGUCCACCACACCGAGGUCUUGCCCACCGCACAGAAACUGGCUGAUGAGGUCCUGUCGCAGAACUCCGAGAUCAACCAGGUCCAUGGGGCACCCGACCCCACAGCGGGGGCCAGUGUGGACGAUGAAAACUGUUGGCAUCUGGACGAGGAGCAAGUUCAGAAACAAGUCAAACUCUUCCUGUCCCAGGGUGGAUACCACGGCUCGGGCAAACAGCUCAACCUGCUCUUCAGCAAGGUCCGUGAAAUGCUGAAGAUGCGUGACUCCAACGGAGCAAGGAUGUUAACACUGAUCACAGAGCAGUUCAUGGCCGACCCUCGGCUGGCGCUGUGGAGACAACAAGGCACCACCAUGACAGACAAGUACAGACAGCUCUGGGACGAACUGGGCGCCCUGUGGAUGUGCAUUGUACUUAAUCCGCACUGCAAGGCGGAGCAGAAGUCAUCGUGGCUGCAGCAGCUGCGCAGUUGGAACAGCGUGGACGUGUGCCCCUGGGAAGAUGGAAACCACGGCAAUGAGCUGCCCAACCUUACCCACUCGCUGCCUCAGGGUGCCCACGGCAACCAAGCCCUAAUGCGGCCCCACAGGACUGUGUUCAUGCGAGCCAUUGAGGCCUGCGACCUGCACUGGCAGGACCGCCAUCUGCAGCACAUCAUCGCCAGUGACCUCUAUGCCAACUACUGUUACCACGAUAACCAAGAGGGCUCCCUUUUUGACGCACGUGGCUGGCCUUUGUGGCACGGUCCGUGGCUAAUAUGGAAACACGGGAGGUACAGCAGACAACAUGUCCCAACAGCCUGCGCUAGGGUGGAUGCUCUGCGUUCCCACGGUUACCCAAGAGAAGCACUCCGACUGGCCAUUGCCGUGGUCAACACGUUACGACGGCAACAGCAGCGGCAACUUGAGCACUUCCGCCGGCACAAGAAAGAGUUGCUCCACAAAGGCCACACUUCCAUUACCAAUAUGGAAGGCUGGGUGGGACACCCUCUGGAUCCCAUAGGCACCCUCUUCAGCACCCUGACAGAGUCUGGACGGGUGGGAGAGGAGGGAUCCAAUACCUGCUUGGACCUCUCAGACUGUUCCAGCGUGGUGUCUCGGGCGGACCUCCAGCGAAUGCCCGUGCAGAGAUUGCUGGGCGACGGCGAGUCAUACGUGGCUCUGGCAGUAGAGACAGCGCUGAUGGGCCUGGGCCAGCAACGCGUGAUGCCAGACGGCCUGUACGCUCAGGAGAAGGUGUGCCGCAAUGAGGAGCAGCUGCUGGCCAAACUUCAGGAAGUGGAAGUGGAUGAUUCGCUGGUCAAGAUCUUUCGAAAGGAGGCUGUCUUUCUGAUUGAAGCCGGUCCGUACUCUGGCCUAGGGGAGAUCGUCCAUCGAGAAAGCGUCCCCAUGCACACCUUUGCACGCUAUCUCUUCACCUCCCUUCUACCUCAUGACGCUGAUUUGGCGUACAAAAUUGCACUGAGAGCCAUACGGUUGCCCGUGUUGGAGUCGACGGCCUCGUCUGGCGACCUGUCCAGGCCUCACCAUAUUGUGUCGGUGGUGCCUAACCGCUACCCGCGCUGGUUCACCCUCAGCCACAUCGAAUCUCAGCAGUGUGAGCUGGCCUCCACCAUGCUCACCGCAGCCAAAGGUGACAGUCGGAGGCUGGAGACUGUUCUGGAGUCUAUCCAGAAAAACAUUCAUUCCUCGUCUCACAUCUUCAAGUUGGCGCAAGACGCAUUCAAGAUCGCCACUUUGAUGGACAGCCUGCCUGACAUCACGCUGCUAAAAGUUGCCCUGGAGCUGGGACUGCAAGUGAUGAGAAUAACACUGUCCACCUUAAAUUGGAGGCGGCGAGAAAUGGUGCGCUGGUUAGUCACUUGUGCCACGGAAGUUGGCGUGUACGCACUGGACAGCAUCAUGCAGAGCUGGUUCACCCUCUUCACCCCCACUGAGGCCACCAGCAUCGUGGCCACCACAGUCAUGUCCAACAGCACCAUUGUGCGCCUACACCUGGACUGCCACCAGCAGGAGAACCUGGCGUCGUCGGCGCGCACCCUGGCCCUGCAGUGCGCCAUGAAGGACCCCCAGAACUGCGCCCUGUCGGCUCUGACGCUCUGCGAAAAGGACCACAUUGCCUUCGAGACAGCCUACCAGAUUGUACUGGACGCCGCCACCACGGGGAUGAGCUACACGCAGCUGUUCACCAUCGCGCGCUACAUGGAGCACCGCGGCUAUCCCAUGCGUGCAUACAAGCUGGCCACGCUGGCCAUGGCGCAUCUGAACCUUAGCUACAACCAGGACACGCACCCGGCCAUCAAUGACGUGCUGUGGGCCUGCGCGCUCAGCCAGUCGCUGGGCAAGAACGAACUGGCCGCCGUCAUCCCGUUGGUGGUAAAGAGCGUCAAGUGCGCCACGGUGCUCUCGGACAUUUUGCGUCGCUGCACGCUGACCACGCCGGGCAUGGUGUCGGCGCUGCACAGCCGGCGGAACUCUGGCAAGCUCAUGUCCCUGGACAAGGCGCCGCUCAGGCAGCUGCUGGACGCCACCAUCGGAGCCUACAUCAACACCACGCACUCGCGCCUCACGCACAUCAGCCCGCGACACUAUAGCGAGUUCAUCGAGUUCCUGGGCAAGGCGCGCGAGACCUUCAUGAUGGCGCAUGACGGACACAUCCAGUUCACGCAGUUCAUAGACAACCUGAAACAGAUCUACAAGGGCAAAAAGAAACUCAUGAUGCUGGUGAGGGAGCGCUUCGGCUGA